This is a messenger RNA of Leptonychotes weddellii (Weddell seal), 3151 nucleotides long. NCBI's taxonomy places the organism in Eukaryota, Metazoa, Chordata, Mammalia, Carnivora, Phocidae. The record is from RefSeq and is a predicted model, not a curated record.
GAGGUUUGGGCGCGCGCAGCCAGUCCCGGCCACGCCAGGGACCGAGGGCCGCGGGCAGGGGCGGCCGCCGGCGGACGGGAGGCUGAGUGAGGGGGCUCCGCCUGGUCAUCAUGGUCGAAAGACGCUUCUCUCAGUUCCUGCAGAAACUCGCCUUCUCGGGCGCGGGCCACCCGUACGAGCCCCUGGAGAGGAGCGAGUUGGAAAUUUUGAUUGGUGGGCAGUGUGAAUUGAAAGCCAUCGAAAAAGAGAAAACAGUUGCAGCUCUGUCACCCAAGGAGGCAAGCAAAUGCCACAAAGAAGAUUUGGCCAAAGCAUUUUAUGUGGACUUAGAAAAUGGGUUGUCUGAGUUCUCAGUGUCACAACGGAGACAGGUCCAUGGCUGGAAUGAAUUUGUUGCUGAUAACACCGAACCUGUGUGGAAGAAAUAUCUUGAUCAGUUUAAGAACCCCUUGAUCCUGCUGCUCCUGGCCUCCGCCCUGGUGAGCGUCCUCACGAAGGAGUAUGAGGAUGCCGUCAGUAUCGCCAUGGCCGUGCUGAUCGUGGUCACUGUCGCCUUCAUCCAGGAAUACAGGUCGGAGAAAUCACUAGAAGAGCUAAGCAAGCUGGUUCCUCCCGAAUGUAACUGCAUAAGAGAAGGAAAGCUCCAGCAUCUGCUUGCACGAGACCUGGUUCCCGGAGACAUUGUGUCUCUUUCGAUCGGAGACCGGAUCCCUGCAGACAUCCGUCUCACUGAGGUCACGGACCUCCUGGUGGACGAGUCCAGCUUCACAGGAGAAGCCGAGCCAUGCAGUAAGACGGACAGCCCGCUGACGGGUGGAGGGGACCUCACCACUCUGAGCAACAUUGUCUUCAUGGGGACCCUGGUGCAGUGUGGGAAGGGGCAGGGAGUCGUGAUUGGAACAGGGGAAAGGUCCCAGUUCGGAGAAGUGUUCAAGAUGAUGCAGGCUGAAGAGACGCCUAAAACCCCACUACAAAAAAGCAUGGACAAGCUAGGGAAGCAGCUGACACUUUUCUCCUUUGGCAUCAUUGGCUUGAUCAUGUUCACUGGCUGGCUGCAAGGGAAGCAGCUCCUCAGCAUGUUCACGAUCGGGGUCAGCCUGGCUGUGGCUGCCAUUCCCGAGGGUCUGCCUAUCGUCGUCACGGUUACGCUGGUCCUGGGAGUGCUGCGGAUGGCCAAGAAGCGCGUCAUCGUGAAGAAGUUACCAAUCGUGGAGACCUUAGGUUGCUGCAGCGUCAUCUGUUCGGAUAAGACAGGGACGCUGACCGCCAACGAGAUGACCGUCACCCAGCUGGUGACGUCCGAUGGGCUCCAUGCUGAGGUCAGCGGAGUGGGGUAUAACGGCAAAGGGACCGUCUGUCUGUUACCCUCAAAGGAAGUCAUUAAGGAGUUCAGCAGCGUCUCAGUGGGGAAAUUAGUAGAGGCAGGCUGUGUGGCCAACAACGCCAUCAUCAGAAAAAACGCCGUGAUGGGACAGCCCACGGAAGGUGCGUUGGUCGCCCUGGCCAUGAAGAUGGACUUAAGUGAUAUUAAAGAUUCAUACGUGAGAAAAAAAGAGAUUCCAUUCAGUUCGGAGCAGAAAUGGAUGGCAGUAAAAUGCAGCCCCAAGAACGAGGACCAGGAAGACAUUUACUUCAUGAAGGGGGCCUUUGAAGAAGUGAUUAAUUACUGUACCAUGUACAACUCCGGAGGCAUCCCCCUUUCACUGACCCCCCAGCAGAGAUCCUUCUGCCAGCAGGAGGAGAGGAGGAUGGGGUCGCUUGGCCUGCGUGUGCUGGCCCUGGCCUCUGGGCCCGAGCUGGGGAGGCUGACUUUCCUGGGGCUCGUCGGGAUCAUCGACCCUCCGAGGACUGGAGUGAAGGAAGCGGUGCAGGUGCUCUGUCAGUCGGGCGUGUCGGUGAAGAUGAUAACGGGCGACGGCCUGGAGACCGCCUCCGCCAUAGGAAGGAACAUCGGCCUUUGCAACGGGAAGCUGAGAGCCAUGUCCGGGGAAGAGGUGGACAGUAUGGAGCAGGAAGAGCUGACUGACCGCGUCAGAAAGGUAUCUGUCUUCUUCAGGACCAGCCCAAAGCACAAGCUCAAAAUCAUAAAGGCUUUGCAGGAAUGGGGGGCGAUCGUGGCCAUGACAGGGGACGGGGUGAAUGAUGCGGUCGCCCUGAAGUCCGCGGACAUCGGGAUUGCCAUGGGGCAGACGGGCACAGACGUUAGCAAAGAGGCUGCCAACAUGAUCCUCGUGGACGAUGACUUCUCAGCCAUCAUGAAUGCGGUGGAGGAAGGCAAGGGGAUUUUUCAUAACAUCAAAAACUUCGUCCGGUUCCAGCUGAGCACGAGCAUCUCAGCCUUGAGCCUCAUCACUCUGUCCACUGUGUGCAACCUGCCCAGCCCCCUCAACGCCAUGCAGAUCCUGUGGAUCAACAUCAUCAUGGACGGGCCACCAGCACAGAGCUUGGGGGUAGAGCCGGUGGACAGAGACACCCUCCAGCAGCCCCCACGGAACGUCAAGGACACCAUUCUUGGUAGAGCCCUCAUCCUCAAGAUCCUCCUGUCGGCUGCCGUCAUCAUCAGCGGGACCCUCUUUAUCUUCUGGAAAGAGAUCCCCGCGGACAGGGCCAGCACCCCACGCACCACGACCAUGACCUUCACCUGCUUUGUGUUCUUCGACCUCUUCAAUGCCUUGACCUGCCGCUCUCAGACCAAGUUGAUAUUUGAGAUCGGUUUUCUCCGGAACCCCAUGUUCCUGUACUCGGUGCUGGGGUCAAUUCUGGGGCAGCUGGCCGUGAUUUACAUCCCGCCCCUGCAGAAGGUCUUCCAGACGGAGAACCUGGGUGCACUGGAUUUGUUGCUUUUAACUGGCUUGGCCUCAUCCGUGUUCAUUUUGUCAGAGCUCCUCAAACUAUGUGAAAAAUUCUUCUCCAGAGCCAAGCCAGCCCAGACUCACCCAGAAGACAUCUAGUGGACCGCACCUGUGUAAAAUCCCUAAAUCCCAUUUUUACGUGACUCUGGCCCUUCCCCAGCCCCUCGUCGGCGGGGUCCUUUUAGGACACCGUGUGGCCGCCUCCCCCCUUCCCCCCAGCUCUGCCCUGGGCUCGAGGACGGGCUGGGAGCAGACGGCACAGAAACACCUCACUAUUAAACCACAGUGAUUUGUACGAA